AUGUUUUCAUUCACAGUCCGUCCAAUUCAGAGUAGUGCUCGCUCCGUCCAAGUUGGACCUGGCCUCACGGGCUUAACCCAGCGAUUUGCAUCACCGAGAAUUCUCAAUCUCAGAUACUCAUCGCACAACAAACCCCAUGAUGCCACUCUUCUCGUCGUAGAACAACGUUUGAGACGUCCGGUCUCGCCUCAUCUCUCCAUUUACCGCCCCCAGAUCACCUGGGUUCCCAGCAUGCUUACACGGCUUACCGGCAUUGCUCUUUCUGGUGGAUUAUACCUCUACUCAACGGCCUAUCUUCUGUCCCCAAUGACCGGAUGGGAUAUUGGAUCCGAGUCUCUGGUUGCUGCAUUUAGUAGCCUUCCGCCAUUGGCUCAGAUUGCUGUGAAGUUUGGUAUUGCGCUUCCAUUCGUCUUCCACAGCUUUAAUGGCGUACGUAUUCUGGUUUGGGAUACUGGUCGACUGUUUACGAAUAGGCAGGUAAAUUGGGGAGGUUGGAUGGUUGUUGGUACUUCGGGGGUUUUUGCUCUGCUCCUGGCACUCUGGAAAUCGGAUGAUGAUGCAUGA
Penicillium pulvis is the source of this 564-nucleotide messenger RNA. Its product is annotated as succinate:quinone oxidoreductase subunit C. Gene Ontology annotation, molecular function: succinate dehydrogenase activity; electron transfer activity. The transcript is spliced from 3 exons. Gene Ontology annotation, biological process: tricarboxylic acid cycle; mitochondrial electron transport, succinate to ubiquinone. Gene Ontology annotation, cellular component: membrane. Lineage: Eukaryota; Fungi; Ascomycota; Eurotiomycetes; Eurotiales; Aspergillaceae. Bases 1 to 564 code for a protein of 187 amino acids. The record is from RefSeq and is a predicted model, not a curated record.